Trichomycterus rosablanca is the source of this 1956-nucleotide messenger RNA. It is a transcript of the gene ppwd1, whose product is annotated as peptidylprolyl isomerase domain and WD repeat containing 1. Lineage: Eukaryota; Metazoa; Chordata; Actinopteri; Siluriformes; Trichomycteridae. Gene Ontology annotation, biological process: protein peptidyl-prolyl isomerization. Gene Ontology annotation, molecular function: peptidyl-prolyl cis-trans isomerase activity; protein binding. The coding region runs from base 1 to 1893 and encodes 630 amino acids. The transcript is spliced from 11 exons. The record is from RefSeq and is a predicted model, not a curated record.
AUGGCUUCAGAAAUCCAGGAUGAAAGUUUGAAAAAUAAGCGCAAAUUACAGGAAGAAAAGGGAGUAAAGGAUGAAGAAGAGGAGGAUGAUGGAGCGUGGGUUGGACCCAUGCCUGCUGAGGCUGUACAAACUAAAAAGAGAAAAGUGCUCGAGUAUGAACGAGUGUACCUGGAUAACCUGCCGUCUGCAGCCAUGUAUGAACGCAGCUACAUGCACAGGGAUGUAAUCACCCAUAUCGCAUGCUCUAAAACAGAUUUCGUCAUCACAGCAAGUCAAGACGGCCAUGUAAAAUUUUGGAAGAAGAAAGAAGACGAGGGAAUAGAGUUUGUCAAGCACUUCCGUAGUCACCUUAGUGUGAUUGAGUGUAUUUCGGUGAGUGCUGAGGGGGCACUCCUCUGCACUGUUGGUGAUGAUCAAGCCAUGAAAGUAUUUGAUGUUGUCAACUUUGAUAUGAUCAACAUGCUCAAACUUGGGUUUCACCCUGGCCAGUGUGAGUGGAUCUACAAUCCAGGUGAUGCCAUCUCCACCGUGGCUUGCUCUGAGAAAUCCACAGGAAAGAUACACGUCUACGACGGACGAGGAAACAAUCAGCCACUGCACACGUUCGACAAACUGCACUCAUCUCCACUGGCUCAGAUCCGUCUGAAUCCCAAAUACCGUGUUAUUGUGUCUGCGGACAGAGCAGGAAUGAUAGAGUAUUGGACUGGUCUGCCGAGUGAUUUUAAGUUCCCCAGACAGGUGGAAUGGGAGUAUAAAACAGACACAGACUUGUACGAGUUUGCCAAAUGUAAAACGUAUUCCACCAGUCUGGCAUUUUCUCAUGACGGAAAGAAAAUGGCCACCAUCGCAGCUGACCGCAAAGUGAGGAUUUUCCGCUUCCUGACUGGAAAACUGAUGAGGGUGUUCGAUGAAUCCCUAACUAUGUUCACCGAGCUGCAGCAAAUGAGACAACAGCUGCCCGACAUGGAGUUUGGCCGCAGAAUGGCUGUGGAGAGAGAAUUGGAGAAGGUGGACGGCAUCCGACUCACUAACAUCAUUUUUGAUGAGACGGGACACUUUGUUCUUUAUGGGACCAUGUUGGGCAUCAAGGCCAUCAACGUGGAGACAAACAGGUGUGUGAGGAUCUUUGGGAAGCAGGAGAAUAUUCGUGUUGUACAGUUGAGUCUCUUCCAGGGGAUUGCCAAAACCUUAAAGGCAGCACCCACCAUCGAGAUGAAGGUGUCUGAUAACCCUGCUCUAGAAAGCAGCGAUCCUGACCCCACCAUCUUCUGCACAGCCUUCAAAAAAAAUCGCUUCUACAUGUUCACAAAGCGGGAACCAGAAGAUACCAAGAGCGCAGACUCGGACCGGGACGUUUUUAACGAGAAGCCAUCAAAGGAGGAGGUCAUGGCUGCCACACAGGCAGAAGGACCAAAGAGGAUCUCGGACAGUGCCAUCAUCCACACCACCAUGGGAGACAUCCACCUUAAACUGUUUCCUGUGGAGUGCCCCAAAACAGUGGAGAACUUCUGUGUUCAUAGCAGGAAUGGUUACUACAAUAACCACAUCUUCCAUCGUGUAAUCAAGGGUUUUAUGAUCCAGACCGGAGACCCCACAGGGACAGGAAUGGGAGGAGAAAGUAUCUGGGGUGGUGAAUUUGAGGAUGAGUUCCACCCUACCUUGAGACACGAUCGGCCAUACACACUCAGCAUGGCCAACGCAGGAGCAGGAACCAAUGGUUCACAGUUCUUCAUCACUGUGGUUCCCACUCCAUGGCUGGACAACAAGCACACAGUUUUUGGACGGAUUGCCAAAGGAAUGGAGGUGGUUCAGAGGAUUUCAAAUGUAAAGGUCAACCCUAAAACCGACAAACCAUAUGAGGACAUCAGCAUCAUUAACAUUACCAUUAAAUAAAUCAAACACCAGCUGGACUGUCAUGUCACUGUUUUAUAUAAUAAAGAGACUUUUUUCCACAAA